AUGGCUCUCUGCGGGCGUCUGGCACGUCGCGCGCCAGCAUUUUCAGGCCAAUUCCGCGCGCUUGCAUCUCCGGCGACCUCGCGAUCUUUCGUCUCGCGGGCCUCCAGGCCUCUGGCUUCCCUCAGGCCGUCCAAUGACUCAACGAGCGCAUACCGACAGCAGCUGCGAGCAUUCACCAAGAUCCAUGCAACAUGGAACCAGACACAAGAGGCACCAAAUGCGCAAGCCUACCUGAACAGCGGCGCGAUUGCUGGAGCUCGUGACCUCGUCGAUGUCAAGAAAGUCCUAGUCAUCGGCAGUGGAGGUCUUAGCAUUGGGCAGGCGGGAGAGUUUGACUACUCUGGCUCGCAGGCUCUGAAGGCUCUCAAAGAAGCGGGCGUUCAAUCCGUGCUCGUCAACCCCAACAUUGCGACUAUCCAAACGUCGCACGUGCUCGCCGAUGAAAUUUACUACCUGCCUGUUACCCCCGAAUACGUCGAAUAUGUGAUCCAGAAGGAGAAGCCAGACGGUAUCUUCCUCAGCUUCGGUGGUCAGACUGCCUUGAACUUGGGAGUGCAAAUGAACAAGAAGGGCAUCUUCGAGAAGUAUGGCGUCAAAGUCUUGGGAACAACCAUCAAGACGCUCGAGACCAGUGAGGACCGUGACUUGUUCGCACGUGCCCUAGACGAGAUCGAUAUUCCCAUCGCCAAGUCCAUCGCUGUCAACUCGGUCGAGGAAGCUCUCGAUGCUGCUGAGAAGGUCGGAUACCCCAUCAUUGUGCGCGCUGCGUAUGCGCUUGGUGGUCUUGGUUCUGGCUUUGCGAAUAACGCAGAUGAGCUCAGGAACUUGUCUGCUCGUUCUCUUUCUCUGUCUCCUCAGAUCUUGGUCGAGAAAUCGCUCAAGGGCUGGAAGGAGGCCGAGUACGAGGUGGUCCGCGAUGCGGCGGAUAACUGCAUCACGGUCUGCAACAUGGAGAACUUCGACCCUCUAGGAGUACACACAGGUGACAGUAUCGUCGUUUCCCCCAGUCAAACGUUCAGCGACGAGGAGUACCACAUGCUUCGGUCUGCCUCUAUCAAGAUUGUGCGCCACUUGGGUGUAGUGGGUGAAUGCAACGUCCAGUACUGCCUGCAGCCCGAUGGUCUGGACUACAGGGUUAUUGAGGUCAACGCUCGUCUUUCUCGUUCAUCCGCCCUGGCUUCCAAAGCGACCGGAUAUCCUUUGGCCUACACUGCUGCGAAGAUUGGUCUUGGCCACACCCUGCCCGAACUCCCCAACGCAGUCACGAAGACGACGACCGCCAACUUCGAACCCAGUCUCGACUAUGUGGUCACGAAGAUGCCUAGGUGGGAUCUGGCCAAGUUCCAGAACGUCAAGCGCGACAUUGGCAGUUCAAUGAAGUCUGUCGGAGAGGUUAUGGCUAUUGGACGUACCUUCGAGGAGUCUUUCCAGAAGGCUUGCCGACAGGUCGACCCCAAGUUCCUCGGUUUCCAGGCAGAAAAAUACGGCGAGAACCUCGACGAUGAACUCGCGAACCCUACCGACCGCCGAUGGCUCGCAGUUGGCCAGGCUAUGUUCCACGAGGGUUACUCUGUCGACAGGAUUCACGAGCUGACCAAAAUCGACAAGUGGUUCCUCCACAAGCUGAUGAACAUUGUGGAGUGCACUCAGGAGCUUGAGGAGAUUGGCAGCCUCUUCGGCCUGAAGAAGGAGAUCAUCCUCAAGGCCAAGAAGCUCGGUUUCUCCGACAAGCAGAUCGCCAAGGCUGUCAACAGCACCGAGAACGAAGUCCGCGCCCGCAGGAAGAGCUUCGGUAUCAAGCCAUGGGUGAAGAGGAUCGAUACUCUUGCUGCUGAGUUCCCCGCGGCGACCAAUUAUUUAUACACGACCUACAACGCCUCUUCGCACGAUGUGACCUUCGAUGACCAUGGUAUUCUAGUGCUCGGUAGCGGUGUAUACCGUAUUGGUAGCUCCGUCGAGUUCGAUUGGUGUGCUGUCAACGCUACCCGCUCGUUGAAUGCACUUGGCAAGAAGACUGUCAUGAUCAACUACAACCCCGAGACCUACUCGACCGAUUUCGAUGUUGCCGACAAGCUGUACUUUGAAGAACUUAGCUACGAGCGUGUCAUGGAUAUCUACGAGUUGGAGACCGCCAGCGGUGUUGUCGUUUCUGUCGGAGGCCAACUGCCCCAGAACAUUGCCCUCAAGCUCCAAGAAGAUGGCAAGGCGAAAGUACUAGGUACUGAUCCUGCCGAUAUCGACAAGGCCGAGGACCGUCACAAGUUCUCCUCCAUCCUGGACUCAAUAGGCGUGGAUCAGCCGGCCUGGAAGGAGCUCAACUCCUAUGAAGACGCCAAGAAGUUUGUUGAAAGCGUUGGAUACCCCGUGCUCGUCCGUCCUUCUUACGUCCUUUCUGGUGCCGCUAUGACUGUCAUCCGCAGCGAGGGUGAGCUUCAGGAGAAGCUGACUGCCGCGUCUAAUGUCUCCCCUGACCACCCCGUUGUUAUCACCCAGUACAUCGACGGUGCGGAAGAAAUUGACUGCGAUGCUGUUGCUUCCAAUGGCAAGGUUCUGGUACAUGCUGUCAGUGAACACGUCGAGAACGCUGGUGUCCACUCAGGUGACGCGACGCUGGUUCUUCCCCCUGUCAACCUCGAUGAUCGGAUCAAGGAGCGUGUCAGGGAAAUUGCAGACAAGGUCGCCAAGGCAUGGAACAUCACCGGUCCCUUCAACAUGCAGAUCAUCAAGCAAGACGUUGAGGGCGAGGAGCCUAAGCUCAAGGUUAUCGAGUGCAACCUCCGUGCUUCUCGAUCCUUCCCCUUCGUCAGCAAGGUUCUCGGCACCAACUUCAUUGACGUGGCUACCAAGGCUCUCGUCGGUCGCGACGUUCCUGAGCCUACGGACUUGAUGGCCGUCAAGCGUGACUACGUCGCUACGAAGGUUCCACAAUUCUCAUGGACUAGGUUGGCUGGCGCUGACCCAUACGUCGGUGUCGAGAUGGCUUCAACUGGUGAGAUGGCCUGCUUCGGAAAGGAUCUUAUCGAAGCUUACUGGGCCUCCGCUCAGUCGACCAUGAACUUCCGUCUCCCGGUUCCGGGUGAGGGUCUGCUGUUCGGUGGAGACAUCACGUCCGGCUACCUCGUACAGAUCGCAAAAUACAUCCACCACCUCGGCUACAAGUUCUACGCUGCGAACAACGACGUCAAGAAGCUACUCGAGGACAAUACCGAGGGCGUCACCGUAGAGGUUAUCGAAUUUCCCAAGGAGGAUAAGAGGGCGCUCCGUGAGGUGUUCCAGAAGUACGACAUCAAGGGUGUGUUCAACUUGGCCAAGUACAGGGCCAGUUCCCUGGUCGACGAGGACUACGUCAUGAGGAGGAACGCAGUCGACUUUGGCGUGCCGCUGUUCAUGGAGCCUAAGACCGCUGUCCUCUUCGCGCAAUGCAUGAAGGAGAAGCUACCCAAGCCAGAGGGCAUCCCCAGCGAGGUCCGACCAUGGAGUGACUUCGUCGGUGGCCGGCCAUUGUAG
Molecule: messenger RNA, 3507 nt
Organism: Didymosphaeria variabile
Lineage: Eukaryota; Fungi; Ascomycota; Dothideomycetes; Pleosporales; Didymosphaeriaceae
Gene: CPA2
Product: carbamoyl-phosphate synthase (glutamine-hydrolyzing) cpa2
Exons: 7
Coding region: 1-3507 (1168 amino acids)
Biological process (GO): UTP biosynthetic process; L-citrulline biosynthetic process; 'de novo' pyrimidine nucleobase biosynthetic process
Cellular component (GO): cytoplasm; cytosol
Molecular function (GO): ATP binding; aspartate carbamoyltransferase activity; metal ion binding
Source: RefSeq, a predicted model, not a curated record